GGCCGGCCUGGGCUGCUCCUGGAGAGGCCGUGCCGGGUGAGCCCGAGUGCCGGGAGGGUCGUCUGUCCGGAGAGCGGGCGGAGAAGCGUCGGAUGGAGGAUGUGUCCUGCCUGAGCCGCGGGUACGGCAACGUGGGUGGUGUUCCCGUGUGGUUCUUCCGACGUGACCCGUGGGCCGUCAGGCCAGCCGAGCCUUUCAGGUGAAGUCUCCAGAGAUCCUCUCGGGGCCAGCUCCUCGCUGGAGUUGCCAUUCCCCUCUGGAGUGGAUCUGUAACUGCGGGUGCUGGGGAGUCCGGGGGGCAGUUUGGUGCCUUGGGGAUGUGGCCAACUGAGGUGGAAGUCCCAGAUGGACACCGUGAAAAAGCGUAUGCUGAGCGGGCGACGUGACAAUCUAAGCAGGUCUGGAGGCCACAGCAGAGCUCAGAAGGACUUGGUAUUUUGUGCUUCUGCAAAAAAAAGGGAUGGUGCCGAUGGUAGCAAUGAAGGCCAGAUGGCACGUGGCAGAGAUAAGUCUUCUCAUAAAAAUGAAGGUCUGUCUGAUGAUGAACUGGAGGAGUAUGAUCUGGACAAUUACGAUGAAGAGGAAUACGCAGGUGAUUUAAAACUUGAAGACUCUUUGGCUGCUUUGGCAGUGUAUGGGAGCAAUGAUCAGGAUCCUUACAUCACUCUAAAAACCACUGAUCAAUAUGAGCAGGAGGACUUUUUGAUUAAGCCCAGUGACAAUCUUGUACUUUGUGGCAAAGUUGAUAAAGAUUACUGUAGUUUGGAGGUCCAUGUUUACAAUCAUGAAGAGAACUCAUUUUAUGUACAUCAUGAUAUUAUCUUGCCUGCUUACCCUCUGUGUCUGGAGUGGUUGAAUUUUGAUCCUAGUCCCGACGAAUCACUAGGAAAUUAUGUUGCAGUGGGUAACAUGACCCCGGUUAUUGACAUUUGGGACCUUGAUAUAGUGGAAUCCUUAGAACCAGUCUUUUCUCUUGGAGACAAGAAAAAGAAGAAAAAGAAAGGGAAGAAAAGUUUAUCUUCAGAAGGGACAGCAAAAGGACAUACUGAUGCUGUGCUUGAUCUUUCAUGGAAUAAACAAAGCAGGAAUGUUUUAGCAAGUGCGUCUGCUGACAAUACUGUGAUUUUGUGGGAUAUGUCUGUGGGUAAGCCAGCAGCCAGCCUGACGCUACAUACGGACAAGGUCCAGACAUUGCAGUUUCAUCCGUUUGAAACUCAGACGCUUAUUUCUGGAUCUUACGAUAAAUCAGCUGUGCUGUAUGACUGCAGAAACCCACAAGAUAACCAUCGAACAUGGCGGUUUAGCGGUCAGGUUGAAAGAGUAACCUGGAAUCAUUUUUCACCUUGUAAUUUCUUAGCAAGCACAGAGGACGGCUUUGUGUACUGUCUGGAUGCUCGUUCUGAUAAGCCGCUGUUUACUCUGAAAGCGCACGAUGAAGAGGUGUCAGGGCUACAGCUAAGCAGUCAGAUCAAAGGGUGCCUUGUGACAUCGUCUGCUGACAAAUACGUGAAGAUUUGGGAUAUCCUGGGAGACAGACCAAGUUUAAUCCAUUCCAGGGCUAUGAAAAUGGGUGUUCUGUUUUGUGCAGCCAGCUGCCCUGACUUCCCCUUCGUUUUUGCCUUUGGAGGAGAGCGGGACGGGCUGCGUGUCUGGGAUAUAAGCAAGAUUUCUGCAGUGAACGAAGUUUUUGGAAACAGAGAGAGACAUGUUCUGGCAAGUGCCAGCUCCGUGGCUUCCAGCUCCACAGCCGGCAGUAGCAGCAACGAUUCGGAGACAGCAAUGGAAUCAUGACGGCUCAAACAUCACAAAAUCAAAGUAAUUAAUGGGACUACGACUAAUGUGUAUUCUACAGAUCCCCCUGUUUGGUGAGAGUUCAUAGAAAUUACUUGACUGUCUUGCAAUCCACAGGCUUCUUCAUCUCAGACAAAGAAACACGGUGAUGUGGUUAAGCUCUAAAUCAGCAGUUCCAAGUUCCUGCCUCUAUUACCGGCUUUGAAAGAUGAAGUCACUUGCUUUUGCCAGAGAUUAGAAACAGGGGCCACCACGUGUCAAGUUGAUAUAAAAAUGAAAUAGUCAGAAGAGCGUCCUGCUGCUACCAGAAGUUUGAUGAAUACUGCAGGAAGGUCAAUAGCUUCGAAGGGCAUCAGGAAAAAUACUUCAGACAGCGGUUGCCUAAUAAAUAACCAAACAAAAGCUGAAUGAAAUGACAAGUGUAAAUAGAUAAUUUAGCCUUAAUUUGAGGCUAGAAUUACAGAUUUCUAAUACGUAUUUUAAAAGUUCUUCUCUGUAACCUGUUUAAGUCUAUUUCGUAGGCACUAAGUUGGAGUCCCGAAGUAGAACCUUAAAAUGUGUUUCUACCACCUCAACUCACCGAUAUCAAACCAGAAAUAUCCCAGCUCUGUCCCAUCAAGGGUUUCUUUUCCCGGGUUCCACAGCACCUGAAGCUUAUAGAUGUUGCAUGUGUAUUGGGUUUUUCUUAAAGCUCCAAAUGUAAUAUAUAUAUGCAAAGAGAACGUGAACUGAAAUAAGGAACUACUACUUGGGCGAGGACGAGAGGCUGUCAGGACACGAAGUGAGGGUAGGGAUCUCAGCUGGUCACUGUUGCUGGGGAAAGCUGUCCAUGUCACGUGCUCAUGUUCUUAACUCCACCCAGGCAUUUCUGCCUGAAACCUGAAGGCACAGAGGAACAUUUCGAGUAUCAGCCUAACCACUGACUUUUGAACACCUCAUUUAAAGCAUCGGGAACCUAGUCAAGUAAUGUGACUGAAUUUCCUCACAUUUAAAAUGAACACCCAAGUGCCUUACCCCAGGCCAGAAGUCAAAUGGUACUCGUAGCCUGUGGAGCGCGUGGAAGGUGGACAACCACUGGAAGGUCUCUGUUGAAGUGCUGCUGCUUUAAAAAUGCCCGGGGUAUUAAAACAACUGGUGUCAAAGCAGCCGUAGUGUCAGCGCACGUAGCUGACAAGAUCUUACCCACUGCUUUCCACCCUAGCUGAUUGUAACUCCUUCUGCUGAGGUAAAGCAGGUAACUUUUAUCAGUACAACCUGCAGGUGGCGGAAAAGGCAGGGCUGUAGGUUUCUUUCCCAUCCCUUGAAGUAAGUGGCUGCUUCUAAAUCCAGUUUAGCUGUUUCCAGUCUGGUGACAGGUGUUUUGCAUGGCACUGCAGGAACCAAGAAUCAAUCCUUUCUCUGCCAAGCAAUAGUGAACAGUGUGGACAACAAACGAACGACGUCUUUUUUGAAGCUUAAGAACCUCUGUUCAAGUCUUUUCUACUGAAAAGCUGCAAGUUUUUCAAAGCUUUAAUUUGAAAUAAAGGCUUCGUGUUAAGCUCUU
Molecule: messenger RNA, 3334 nt
Organism: Chroicocephalus ridibundus (black-headed gull)
Lineage: Eukaryota; Metazoa; Chordata; Aves; Charadriiformes; Laridae
Gene: PWP1
Product: PWP1 homolog, endonuclein
Exons: 14
Coding region: 346-1791 (481 amino acids)
Biological process (GO): rRNA processing
Cellular component (GO): nucleus
Molecular function (GO): protein binding
Source: RefSeq, a predicted model, not a curated record